AGGUUCCACGCAGUUUUUUCAACUUAUUUUUUUGAAAUUAAUUAUAAUAUAACGAUCUUUUUCUUGAGGUGAUUGGUGGCGAGUUCACGGUUCAAGAGGUAAAAGGUGACCCACUCUACGGAGGACGUGUUCCAAAGCAAGUGUAUGAGGAAAUGAUGACGAAGGCUAACUUGGAAUACGAUGAGGACGUUAUGAAAUCGCUUUAUGGAUGGGGAUUUGGAAUGAAAAGGCAGGCUAUAUCGAGAGCCAUUAGUUCGUUGAAGGACAGGGAAGUGGCCCUCGAAAACAUAAUUGAAGAACUGGCGCAGCUCUCCGAUGGAAGGACAUUUGUGCACGAGCAGAAUGGUGAGUUGCAUGUUUCCUAUUCAGAGAGAUAACCAUUGAGAUGGCCUGCACGAACGGCUUGUACGCCGUCGUAGCUGAUGGCGUACACCCGAAGCAGCCCUGUUGAGUCCAGGGCUUGUGCAACGGUGGUGUCGAGGUGAGAGCGCUAUGGAGACCGCCAGUGCCCGAAGACCACGUCGCUUACGAAUAAUGCAAGGAGUUCCUGGAAUACUUGCAUUCGACGUUGUUCGAUGGCCCGUACAAGGAUAUGUGGAAAAAGUGGGAAUCGGUGGAACGGAGGCCACAAUCGUCUCAAUGUGGUGUUCGGAAGGGACUACCCCUUAGGACUCUGACAAAAAAAGUUGGAAAACAUCGAUUUCGAGGCAGAACGGUCAUUGCAGUGGAUAGGCAUCUCAACGAGGAAAAUCAUCUGCGGAAGAAGGACGAAAGAAGACACAACAUUGAACACAGCAUGAAAAUGUUCGGAGAACGGUAUCUCAGAGGAGUCACGAGAGCCGAAAUAGAAGAAUAUUGUAAAUAUAUUUCGAGAUAUGUAUCCCGAAAAACUAUUUAA
This is a messenger RNA of Haemonchus placei, 898 nucleotides long. NCBI's taxonomy places the organism in Eukaryota, Metazoa, Nematoda, Chromadorea, Rhabditida, Trichostrongylidae. The record is from the annotation of a GenBank genome assembly.